Puccinia triticina is the source of this 1467-nucleotide messenger RNA. RefSeq lists its product as uncharacterized. The transcript is spliced from 12 exons. The coding region runs from base 1 to 1467 and encodes 488 amino acids. Lineage: Eukaryota; Fungi; Basidiomycota; Pucciniomycetes; Pucciniales; Pucciniaceae. The record is from RefSeq and is a predicted model, not a curated record.
AUGGCCCUCGCCGACACCGAUCCGACGCCCCUCGAGCCCAUACCCGAGCCAGCCGCUCCACAGGACCCCCUCGAAGAAGUCGUCCUCCCCACACCCGCCGCUCCCUUCCAUCCCGCCGCCCUCUUCCGCCGGCCGUUCCUCCAGGUCGUCAUCAUCUCCAUGGUCUGCUUCUGUUGUCCUGGAAUGUUUAAUGCGCUGAGUGGUCUUGGAGGCGGCGGGCAGAUAGACCCAACCACCGCGGACAAUGCCAAUGUUGCCCUGUAUUCGACCUUUGCCUUGACCGCUUUUGGGUCUGGAAGUUUUGUAAACCUGCUAGGCCCCAGGCUUUCUCUAACAAUUGGAUCGGUCGGGUACACGUUAUUCAUUGGCUCAUAUCUGUCGUACAACAUCAACCAAAACAGUGGAUUUGUGAUUGCAGCAGGCGCUCUACUAGGUGUUUGUGCCGGGUUGCUAUGGACCGCGCAGGGCUCGCUGAUGCUGGCAUAUGCCACCGAGGCCACCAAAGGAAGAUACAUUGCGGCCUUCUGGAUCAUCUUCAAUCUAGGUGCAGUCCUAGGUGAAGCGGUCGCCCUAGGUAAGAACUACAACGAUACAACAGAUAGUCCGGUCUCCAAUGGGGUUUAUAUCGCCUUCUUGAUCAUCACUCUCAUCGGCACCUUCCUCACCUUCACCCUCGCCCGUCCCUCUUCUAUCACUCGCACCGAUGGCUCCCUCGUCACCGUCGAGCGUAAUCCGGACUGGAAACACGAACUCCGCGCUAUGUUUAGAACCUUGACUCAAGACCCAACAAUCCUGCUCCUGUUCCCCUUUUUCUGGGCCAGCAAUUGGUUCUAUACGUACCAAUUCAACGACUACAAUCUAGCGCUAUUCAAUCUGCGAACGCGGUCGUUGAAUGCGCUUCUAUACUGGCUGUCGCAGAUCUUCGGGUCGGGGCUAUUCGGGCUGCUGCUGGAUUACGAGCGCGCGUUUAAGCGGCAACAGCGGGCGGGUCUCGGCUGGGCCAUCCUGACCGCCGUCAUCUUCCUCGUCUGGGGCUUCGGAUGGGACGUCCAGAAAGACUACGAACGCGGCUCGCUGGCUACUAAGAUGGAUUGGAACGACUCCGGCUACUUGGGUAGAGUCUGGCUCUACAUCUUUUAUGGCGUCACUGAUUCGAUGUGGCAAACAUACGCAUACUGGAUUAUGGGUAUGUUAGCCGAUGACCCACGAGACUUAGCUCCCCUCGUCGGAUUUUACAAAGGGAUCCAAUCGGCGGGCGCCGCGGUGAUCUUCAGGAUCGACUCCAACCAAGCCUCCUACCACGCCAUCUUUAUCUCGUCCUGGGGCAUAUUGGCAUUAGGCUUGUUCUGCCUCAUCCCGUUACUUCUCUUCCGGAUCAAAAACGAUGAAAUGCUGCCGCCUAGACACAAAGUACCUCAAAACCAUCAACCAUCAACUACUUUUAAAUUAGAAAAACAGUCCGUUUGA